AUGUGGGAUCAAGAAAUUGAUGGAGAUCAACAGGAAAGCUGGCGAAGAUGGACCGAAGCGCUGAAACAGAUACAAACGGUGAAGAUUCCACGAUGUUAUUUCCCUAACGCUACAUCUGAGCACUACCGUCGACUACAGUUACACAUUUUCGUGGAUGCGAGCGAGGUCGCAUAUGCGGCUGUCGCUUAUUUCCGUAUUGUCGAUCCAAAAGGAGCGAUACGCUGUAUUUUGGUGGCAGCAAAGACCAAAGUAGCCCCACUGAAACCAAUGUCAAUACCCCGCUUGGAACUGCAAGCAGCUGUACUUGGAUCUAGAUUGCUACGCUUUGCACAAGAAUCUCAUAACGUAACCGUGACGCAGCGGUUCUUGUGGUCGGACUCAUCAACUGUUUUGGCCUGGUUGAAAUCGGAUCCUCGCAAGUAUAAGCAGUAUGUGGCCUGUAGGAUUGGUGAAAUUCUGGAGGUAACGGAGGUGAGUGAGUGGCAAUGGAUCCCGUCGAAGCAGAACCCAGCGGAUUUAGCAACGAAAUGGGGAAAUGGACCAAGCAUGGAUGCCGAAGGAGUAUGGUUCACUGGGCCGCCAUUUCUUUUACAACCCGAACUAGAAUGGCCGAAGCACAACAAGCUGUUUCAACAAACUACCGAAGAGGAGUUACGCGUUUGCAACGUUCAUUGUGAAGCUGUCAAGAUGUCAUCGGUGAUCGAUUGGGAGCGAUUCUCAAAGUGGGAGCGGCUGCACAGAGCGAUGGCGUACGUACACAGAUACAUAAAUAACCUGGAACGACGGUGUCACGGUGGACGAACAGCUAACGGUCACCUUACUCAAGCUGAAUUGCGCCAAGCUGAAACAACGUUGAUUAAGAUGGCACAGCGAGAAGAAUUUCAAGCAGAGAUGGCGAUUCUGAUACGCAACCGCGAUAGAUCAACAGCCGAGCAGCUCAAUCUGGACAAAAGCAGCAUAUUGUAUCAUCUGUCACCCUUCAUCGACGAGUUGGGAAUCCUAAGGCAGGAAGGGAGAAUCGGCGCUGCACAGUAUGCAAGCAUCGAAAUGAAGUACCCAGCUGUUCUACCAAGAAACCAUAGGAUCACGAUGCUGAUUUUGGAUUGCUAUCAUCGACAAUAUCAACACGGCAACGCAGAAACUGUAGUAAACGAAAUCAGGCAGCGAUACCACGUGGCACAAUUAAGAGCACUAGUUCGAAAAAUCAGUAGUAGUUGUCUAGCCUGCCGAGUGAUGAAGGCAGCUCCUCGCGUGCCCCGCAUGGCGGCUCUUCCUCCCGCUCGCUUGGCGGCAUUUGUUAGACCGUUUACAUACGUGGGAUUGGAUUUCUUUGGACCUAUACAUGUAAAGGUAGGGCGAGGAAGUGCUAAGAGAUGGAUAGCACUCUUCACUUGCCUUACGAUCCGAGCAGUACAUUGUGAAGUCGUUUGCAGUCUCUCUACUGAUGCCUGUAUCAAGUCAAUUCGUCGUUUUGUAAGUCGUCGUGGUGCGCCUGCGGAAAUAUUUUCGGAUAACGGCAGCAACUUUCAAGGAACGGCGCGAGUGUUGAUGGCCCAGAUUCAACAAGGACUUGCGGCGACGGUGACAAGUACAACGACAAGAUGGGUAUUCAUUCCUCCAGCGUCCCCACACAUGGGGGGCGCUUGGGAGCGCAUGGUGCGCUCCGUGAAGCAAGCGAUGUUUAGUGCGUAUCAUUCGGAUCGGAAGCUAGAUGAUGAAUCUCUGUUAACGUUCGUUGCCGAGGCCGAAGCUAUUGUCAACAGUCGACCUUUAACUUACCUACCCUUGGAUUCGGAGGAAAGCGAAGCCCUAACCCCCAACCAUUUCCUCCUGGGCAGCUCAAGAGGUAUUCUACAACCAGUUGCCGAACCAACGGAUUGUUCAGCGGCUGUGCGAAGCUCGUUCAGCAUGAUCCAACACCAGCUGGACUGUUUCUGGAGACGCUGGAUUAGAGAAAUGCUGCCAACGUUGACGAAGAGAACCAAAUGGUUCCAAGAGGAAAGGCCAAUAACGGUUGGAGAUUUGGUUUUGAUUGUGGAUGCUGGCAAGAGGAAUGACUGGACCAGGGGACGCAUAUUGGAAGUUAUACCAGGAAGCGACGGGCGAAUACGACAGGCCGUCGUGAGAACUGCGGGGGGAUUACUGCGUAGAUCGGUAGCAAAAUUGGCUGUACUGAAUAUUGAGCAUAGUGGUAAAACUGGGACCGGUGGCCAGUGUUACGGGGGGGAGGAUGUUGCCGCUGGGAGCACUGCCUCAGAUACGCAUACUGCAGGGCCAGCCCGACCGAAACGGAAUGUCAUUCCGACAGAUCCGUCAACUGUCAACGAAGAGGAGUAG
Molecule: messenger RNA, 2337 nt
Organism: Aedes albopictus (Asian tiger mosquito)
Lineage: Eukaryota; Metazoa; Arthropoda; Insecta; Diptera; Culicidae
Exons: 1
Coding region: 1-2337 (778 amino acids)
Biological process (GO): DNA integration
Molecular function (GO): nucleic acid binding
Source: RefSeq, a predicted model, not a curated record